Molecule: messenger RNA, 1284 nt
Organism: Closterium sp. NIES-65
Lineage: Eukaryota; Viridiplantae; Streptophyta; Zygnematophyceae; Desmidiales; Closteriaceae
Source: the annotation of a GenBank genome assembly
AUGGCUUCCGCUGUCGCGUUCCAGUCUGGUGUGCUCCAAUGCAAAGGCCUCACGCCUCUUCCGCUCGCUUCUAAGAAGCAGCAGUCUCUCUCCGGCGCAGCGAGGAUCGCCGCAAACACCCAAUUAAGAUCUCAAAUCUCUCCUUCCUCAUCCAGCGCUGCCGUCUUCUCUCGUCAAGUCCGCGUGUGCGCUUCCGCCGGCAGAAGUAAUGAUACAGCCACGUCCUCAGCGUCCGCCACCGAGACAGUCCCAUCCGUUCAAAGGCCAGCCAGGCUGACGGAAUCCGUCACGGAAGCCGUCAAGGCUGCCGUCAAGCCCAUCCUUGCGGCCGCGCUGAUCGCCUCAGUCCUCACAGGCACGCCGAACGACGCGCUCGCCGCGCAGGGCGGAGGCCGCGUCGGCGGAAGCUCGUUCUCCGCGUCGCGCGCAAACACCUACGCGCCUCCCGCCGCCACCUACGCCGCGCCUCCGGUCGUGGUCGCGCCCGUGACGCCGUUCUUCAUGCCGACGCCGUUCUUCUUCUUCGGGCCGACGAUCUCGCUGGGCGGCGGAGGCGGCAUAUUCGGGUUCCUGUUUCUCGCAAUCGCCGUGUACUUCAUCGCGCAGACCGUGAUGGGGUUCCUCGCGGACUCAGCGGAGGAGGAGGUGUGGGCGGAGACGCAGCGCAGCAGCGUGGUUCGCCUGCAGGUGGGCCUGCUGGGAACGGCGAGGAAGCUCCAGCGCGACCUCGACCAGAUGGCGUCGCGCGCCGACACCGGCUCGCAGGAGGGCCUGCACUCCAUCCUCCAAGCCAGCCCGUAUCUCACCGCCCAUGCGUUCUUCUUUUCAUCUCCGCUGCUCCCGUUCCUUCCUUCAGAGACCGUUCUCGCUCUCCUGCGCAACCCCGACUACUGCAUUUACGGCUUCUCCACGUCGGAGACGGCCAAUGACUCGUACGGGGGGGAGGCGGCGUUCAACCGGCUGAGCAUGGGCGAGCGCAGCAAGUUCAAGGAGGAGACACUCGUCAAUGUCGGCGACAUGCGGAAACGGUCGGAGCGCGAGCCCAGCGAGCAGCGAAUGAACAGCGAAUACAUUGUGGUCACCAUUCUGGCGGCCACAGAGGGAACUUUCGUGCUGCCCGAGGUUAAAUCUACUGCCGACCUGAGAGAGGCGCUCACCAUCCUAGGGUCCAUCCCUGCUGACGAGCUCCAGGCCGUGGAGGUGCUGUGGACGCCGCAAAAUGAGGAGGACACACUCACAACGCGCGACAUGCUCGAGGACUAUCCCUCACUGCGACCUCUGUAG